UGAUAGGUAGGCUAUCAGCUAUUAUUUGUCAAUGUGAUCUAGAAAGUGUCUCUGAAAGAAUUUGUUUAUCAUUCUUUCACGGGAAGUUUCUAUGCCAACAGUUAUUAUUUAGUAUGGUUAGUUUAGCCAGGACUCGGGGUAUGAAAAACACCAUUUCCCAAUUUGCCCUCUUCCGUGUUUACGUUGUCCCUCCUUCCUUUCCAUCCCUCCUCCCUCCCCAUUUCCCCCAAUGAGGCCGUGGUGUUGGUAUCUUCGGAGACACACCGGAGUAGCCUACUAGACUACGAACAUGGCUGACACGGAGGGCUCCGGACUAGAGGAGGAGCCGGCCGUUGCUGGAGCUCCGGAGGCCGAAACACCCCUCUCGGCUCGGCCGCGCUAUGUGUCCUUUAGCGAAUCAAUGCAACCUGCCGUUGGAAUGGUCAGUCAACUGCUGGGUCAGCCAACGGCCUCUCUUAAGUUCGACAAAAACAUCAAACAGGCCUUCUACAACACCGGGGCGAUGAUUUUUGUUGCGAUCUGUUGCGGAGCUGCGGUGCUAGUUUACUUCAUCUUGGAGGCGUUCCUUCGUCCGCUGCUUUGGGCCGUGCUGUGCGGAACUUUCCUGCAUCCGUUCAAGCACUCUCUUGCCCGUGUCUGCCGCUCUUGGCUUCAUGGACUUGAGGAGACGGGAACCCCGGUGGUACUGGGGACGUUGUUAGUUCCGGUGUGGUGUGUCAAUUAUGUUGUUGACAUGCUGGGUACAUUGGUGCUGGAACGGUUGAAAGUACUACUGGUCAUAUUUGCAGGAGCUCCGUUACUGUAUGUGCUAUACCUGUCCUGGAGCCUCAUUGGAAUGCAGGUAAUCCUCGGACACGUCUGGACUGCCAUCUCUCUUGCACUGGAUUGCUUCAGCGCCGUGUGGGUGGGCACCUUAGUGGUUGGCUAUGUUCUGGCAGUGGCCUUCAAGUGGACCCCAGGGAUGGAGGGUUACCUGCGGACCAUGUCUGUUCCUGUGUGGACUAUUCUCAUAUUCUACCUUGUGUCUUUGGCAGGGUCGUGGAGAGUUCCUGUGUUUGUAGUAGCAGUGGUACUGCUCUUCAUUGGGUCACAAGAGAAGCAACCCACACCUGGUAGAACUGAGUUGUCAGGGCAGGUGUUGUCAUUUGCUGCCAGCACCCUUUUCAUGGCCAUAUCCUGCAGCACUCAUGCACAACCUAAAGGAGAGGAAGAGAAGAGUGACACAGCACCACCACAAGACUCAAUGGACGGACCUGGGCCAUUUGGAGGACAGGGGCGCAGUCGUGCGCGUCCAGAGCUGGGUGCCAUACGUCAGAAGAAGAGGGCCAGUGACAUCUACUUUGUGCUGCUGGGAUGGGCCUUCGUUGUGGUACAGAUAUUCCUCAACCUGUGGAUCAUACAGCUGCUCCCCAUACCCGUAGCUGUGUGGCUUCUGAAAAAAGCCAUAGUGCGCUUUGGUCUGAAGGGUUUUGCAGAGCGCAGUCUGUCUUCCUGGUGGGUCAGACUUCAGCAAUUCGUUGGAGAAAGACAGGAAGUACUUCUGCCUGGACCAAUCAGGGGCCUCUCUCAGUUCCUGCUCCGCGUUGACACCAAGCUCUGGCAUUGGCUUAACCAGCAGAUCAUCGUGUGGCUGGAACGUUGCCUGGAUAAACUUAUUAGCAUCUUCAUCAUCUGUCUGCUUGUUACUGGGACUCUGCUGAUGGCCCUGCUGCUCACAGUCAUGGUCCACCAUGAGAGUGUCCACAUCGUUGAGGUCACAAGUAACCUGAUCAAUGAGACGGUCUCCAACCACCCAGAGUGGGCAAACUGGCUUCCAGAGGCACGAGUUGUUCAGAAUGCCUUAAACUCGGCUGCAACCAAUGUCUACCAACAUGGUCGAGAAUGGAUAACACAUAAGCUACACAAAAUGUUGGGGGACAAGGUGAAUCACACAGCAGUCAUAGAGAAGCAGGUGCUGGAACUCUGGGACCGAUUGUACCACUCUUGGUUUGUGAAGAAUGCCACACACACAGGACGGCACCGCCACCAUAAGUGGCAUGUGCAGAGACAGAACAGCUGGCUGGGGGACAUUUUGGACUGGCAGGAUCUGGCCUCCUUCCUGCAGGAGAACAUUGAGACCCUUCUAUCGAUUUUGGAGUCUUUGUGGAUAGUGAUGAGUCGAAACUUGGGACUUCUCAUCUCUACAACGACCACUCUGUUAACGGUCCUAUUUCACAGCGGCACGGCGCUACUCAACUUUGUUUUGUCUCUGGUGAUCUUCCUGACCACACUCUUCUACCUGCUGAGCUCCAGUGGAGAGUACUAUAAGCCAGUCAAAUGGGUGAUCAGCCUCACCCCUCUGUCUCAGCCCGGGCCCUCGUCCAACAUCAUCGGCCAGUCAGUGGAGGAGGCCAUCAGGGGGGUGUUUGAUGCAUCACUGAAGAUGGCAGGCUUCUACGGUCUCUACACGUGGCUUACACACACUGUCUUCGGCAUCAACAUCGUCUUCAUUCCCUCAGCCAUGGCUGCUAUCCUGGGUGCUGUGCCAUUUUUGGGGACGUACUGGGCAGCUCUGCCAGCGGUGCUGGACCUGUGGCUGGCUCAGGGGGAGGGAUUGAAAGCGCUGCUCCUGCUGGUCAUCCACCUGCUGCCCACAUACUGUGUGGACACCGCCAUCUACUCUGACAUCUCAGGUGGAGGGCAUCCGUACCUGACGGGUCUGGCGGUUGCGGGCGGCGCGUACUAUCUGGGCCUGGAGGGGGCCAUCAUCGGGCCAAUCUUGCUCUGCAUCCUGGUGGUGGCGUCCAACAUCUACAGCGCCAUGCUAAUGAGUCCCAGCAGCGCACAGGCCACUCCAAUACAGAGCUACCAGAGGCCGUUCAUGGACACGCCGACGGUGCUGAAGGAAGGGAGUGAGUGAAGAAGUGGGUGACAUGUCUGCAGUGUGUCUGUUGUCAUCUCUCUCUCUCUCCGUCUCACUCCUCUCUGAUGCCAUGGCGGUGUACCAUCCCCGAGGGGUCUCUCGCGCCGCUCAGCAGUGGCUGUGCCGAGGCACCUAGAGCAGACCACCCUUCUUCUCCUCCUCCUCCUCCUCCUCCUCCUCCUCCUCUUCCAUUAGAGGUCAUUGUGGCAAGACCGUCUUUUCUCCAAUGGGCGUUUCCUCUGAGCUUCCCCUGCCAAGGACCACAGGGCGUCAACCACGGCUGACCUCAGCUCAGCCCAAUAAGCAGAUGCCAGUCACCUAACAAUGCUGACAUUGACUAAACUAGCUUUCUAACGCUAAACCAACUUUAGACUGGCACUCUGCUGCAAACCAGUUUUAAACCUGCAAUGAGACACCAUGUUAAAGCAGCUUUUGGUGAGAUGCCACUCACACUAGUACACUAGUAUAAACAAAUGUUAGUACCAUGGUCCUAAUUGAAGCCCCAUCUUAAACAUUGUCUUCAGUUAGAGCACCAGGUCCAGCUUUGAAUACCUCGUCUGUCACACCACUGAGUCAGUGGUGUUUUGGUCACAGUUAAGUAUCUGAUCCCACCCUUAGCUGUGCCCUUUGGAAUUUUGAUAAUGACUGAAAGCUACUCUAUGAAGAGCUUAUUUAUUGCUUUUGCUCUCUGUGAACUUGCCCAGAGAGACAAGUUACUCUAUCUGAAAUGACAUAACCAAUCAGGUUUAUUCCUUUGGGGAUGUGCGAUUUAGUGAUUCUGAUGAAUUUGUUUGGCAGAUGAGUUUUGCUGAAACGGUUGCCCUAAUAUAAAAGAGCGCUGGCACUGGCUAGUGCUGGUCAGACGCCUCCAGAGGGUUUAGGACACUAUCCGUGUCCAUCUAAAGGUCUCAAUAGUUUUGAGAAUGCUCUGUCAUGUCUUAUCUAUGAAUGCUGCCUUGGAGUCUGUUAUGUAGAUCUCGUCAGGCAAAGGUGUUCUGGCCUGUCAUGUGUUACCCAUGCACAUACACAUUGCACACUCUAAGCACACACAUUUGCACAUCCUCUUUGUUUGCUUAUACAUUAGUAGGAUAGGACUUGAACAGUUUUGAGUGAUGGCCUUUUGUCAAUAGCAUAGCAGAUAUAAUGGCACACCGAAACACAUUUAAAUUAACAAACUCACUUACUCUCCACUCAAGGGUGGCUCUCUUGUUCGUGUGUGCAAUUAUUUGUAUGUCGCAGUGGAAUCAUUCUGCUCCCAGUUAAGUAUUACCACAGAUCUACAUGCUAUUUGCCUCUUUCGCCCUUAACAUGCCAACGUAUCACUUACGGUCAAAAGAAUGGGCACAACUGUCCAUGAAAGGCUUUUACAGCUCCAUGCUGUAACUGCAUCGGAAUGGGACAUUUACCUCUUAAAAUGUAAAUCUUACAAAUGGCUCAGUAGAACUUCAUGUGUUGAGUUUAAGGAAUGUCAAGGUCUGAAUAGCGUGUUACUUGAAAACAAAAGUAAUUUUAUUUGGAUGGUAGGACAUAUUACUGUUUAGUAGUCUGCCUCUUAACAUAAGGUUCAGAAUGUUCACCUCACUCUUCAACCUUUAUCGGUAGAAAGUUUCUCAACCAGGGUGUAUGCCUGAUACUUUGGGUGUGCACAUACACACACACACACACUCUCUCUCACACACUCACACACACCUCAGGAACAUGGCGUAAAAAUGACUGAUCCUGUGGUACCACUGCCUUGAUCCCAUCCUUAAAAGUGCACUCCCAUCCAGUCUUAAAGAUGGGUUGAGUAUGUAGCAGGGAAAGGUCAAAUGCCAGUUAUCCAAUUAUCAUUAAACUUAUUGACCUUAAGGUUUUACAUUUUAGAUAUCUUUAAGUAUGCACCUUUUGUCCAUGCCCUACCAAAUCCUCUAGAAGCACUUUGAAGGUGAAACAUAUUUUGAGAAUCUGCUACUGUUUACACCAAAUAGUACUCUUAACUUUUGUUUUGUUACAUUUUUUUUUUUUUCAUUUCUAACUUUCUUUAGGUACAAUAACACUGCUGUGUUGUUCAUAUGUGUUACUCGUAGUAUUCCUAUACUUUUUUGUUCACCCUAUUGAAUGUCAUGUGUUUUUUACCAACAUUCACUGGUUGAUUAAAGGUUUGAAACAUU
Alosa alosa (allis shad) is the source of this 5052-nucleotide messenger RNA. It is a transcript of the gene tmem245, whose product is annotated as transmembrane protein 245. The record is from RefSeq and is a predicted model, not a curated record. NCBI's taxonomy places the organism in Eukaryota, Metazoa, Chordata, Actinopteri, Clupeiformes, Clupeidae. The coding region runs from base 290 to 2899 and encodes 869 amino acids. The transcript is spliced from 18 exons.